Trichosurus vulpecula (common brushtail) is the source of this 4357-nucleotide messenger RNA. RefSeq names its product attractin (gene ATRN). Bases 1 to 4308 code for a protein of 1435 amino acids. The record is from RefSeq and is a predicted model, not a curated record. Lineage: Eukaryota; Metazoa; Chordata; Mammalia; Diprotodontia; Phalangeridae. Gene Ontology annotation, cellular component: Golgi apparatus. The transcript is spliced from 29 exons. Gene Ontology annotation, molecular function: protein binding.
AUGGUGUCGGCGGCCGCCGAGGGAAGGCAGAGGAAGGGUCCGGCGGCGGCGGCGAGCACCGAGAGGACGCGGAGGCCCCUGCCGCAGUGCCGGGGUCCGGGCCGGGGCCGGGCGGCGGCGGCGGUGGUGACAGGGCGGGCGAGGGCGAGGAGCGGGCGGCCAGCGCCGGGGCCGGGGUCUCGGCCGCUCGUGCGGCCCCCGGCGGCGCCGCUGCUGCCGCUGCUGCUGCUGCUGCUACUGCCGCUGCCCCUGCCCCGGGCGGCCGAGGCGGCGGCGCCGGGGGCCGUAGCGUCGGGCUCGGCCGCGGCCGAGGCCAAGGAGUGCGACCGGCCCUGCGUGAACGGCGGCCGCUGCAACCCGGGCACGGGCCAGUGCGUCUGCCCGGCCGGCUGGGUGGGCGACCAGUGCCAGCACUGCGGGGGCCGCUUCAGGCUGACUGGAUCAUCAGGUUUUGUAACUGAUGGACCUGGAAAUUACAAAUACAAAACAAAAUGUACAUGGCUCAUUGAAGGACAGCCAAAUAGAAUACUGCGCCUUCGCUUCAAUCAUUUCGCUACAGAGUGUAGUUGGGACCAUUUAUAUGUUUAUGAUGGGGACUCCAUUUAUGCCCCACUAGUGGCUGCCUUUAGUGGAUUGAUUGUUCCUGAGAGAGAUGCCAAUGAGACUGUCCCUGAAGUGGUGGCCACCUCUGGGUAUGCUCUGCUGCACUUCUUUAGUGAUGCUGCCUAUAACUUGACUGGAUUUAACAUCACAUAUAGUUUCGACAUGUGCCCCAAUAACUGCUCUGGUCGAGGAGAAUGUAAGCUCAGUAAUGGCAGCAGCACUGUCGAGUGUGAGUGUUCAAAAUACUGGAAAGGAGACUCAUGUGACAUUCCUUACUGUACCAAUGACUGUGGCUAUCCGGAUCGAGGCUUCUGCAGUUCAAGUGAUGCUAGAGAGUGCUCGUGCUUCCCAGAUUGGCAGGGACCUGGCUGUGCAAUUCCUGUGCCAGCUAAUCAGUCAUUUUGGACUCGGGAGGAAUACUCUCAGCCAAAGCUCCCCAGAGCAUCCCACAAAGCUGUUGUCAGUGGUAACAUAAUGUGGGUUGUUGGAGGUUAUAUGUUCAACCAUUCAGAUUACAACAUGGUUCUGGCGUAUGACCUUGAUGCUGGGGAGUGGCUUCCACUGAACCAAACUGUAAAUGAUGUGGUUGUCAGAUAUGGUCAUUCUUUGGCAUUGUACCAGGACAAAAUCUACAUGUAUGGAGGAAAAAUUGAUUCAACAGGCAAUGUGACAAAUGAGUUGAGGGUGUUUCACAUUAAAAAUGAAUCAUGGGUUUUAUUGGCCCCCAAAGCAAAGGAGCAGUAUGCAGUUGUUGGGCACUCAGCACACAUUGUCACAAUGAGAAAUGGCCGAGUUGUCAUGCUGGUCAUCUUUGGUCACUGUCCUCUCUAUGGCUACAUAAGCAAUGUGCAGGAAUAUGACAUUGAUGAGAAUACAUGGAGUAUUUUACAAACUCAGGGUGCUCUUGUACAAGGAGGUUAUGGCCACAGUAGUGUUUAUGAUGCCAAGACAAAUUCCCUCUACAUACAUGGCGGUUAUAAGGCUUUCAGUGCCAACAAAUAUAGACUUGCUGAUGAUCUAUAUAAGUAUGAUGUGGAUACUCAGAUGUGGACCAUUCUUAAGGAUAGCCGUUUUUUCCGUUAUUUGCACACGGCUGUGAUAAUCAGUGGAACCAUGCUGGUAUUUGGAGGAAACACACACAAUGAUACCUCAAUGAGCCACGGUGCCAAGUGCUUUUCAUCAGAUUUCAUGGCCUAUGAUAUUGCUUGUGAUCGCUGGUCAGUACUUCGAAGACCUGAUCUUCAUCACGAUGUUAACAGAUUUGGCCACUCAGCAGUCUUGUAUAACAGCACUAUGUAUGUAUUUGGAGGUUUCAACAGCCUUCUGCUCAGCGAUAUCCUGAUGUUUACAGCAGAAAGGUGUGAAGCACAUCAAAGUGAGGACACUUGUGUAGCAGCAGGACCUGGCGUCCGGUGUGUGUGGAAUAUGAAUUCAUCUCAGUGUAUCCCUUGGGAAUUGGCAACUGAAGCGCAAGAAGAGAAGACAAGAGCAGAAUGCUUUUCAAAAAGAACUGCUGAUCAUGACAAGUGCGAUCAGCACACAGACUGUUACAGCUGUACAGCCAACACAAAUGACUGCCAGUGGUGUAAUGAUCAUUGCAUCUCCAUGAACAGCAACUGUACCGAAGGCCAGGUUUCUAUUUCCAAAUAUGAGAAUUGUCCAAAUAAUCCAAUGUAUUACUGUAAUAAGAAGACAAGUUGUAAGAGCUGUGCCAUGGACCAGAACUGCCAGUGGGAACCCAGGAAUCAAGAGUGUGUUGCUUUGCCUGAAAAUAUCUGUGGUGCUGGCUGGCAUUUGGUUGGAAAUUCAUGUUUAAAAAUUACGACCUCCAAAGACAAUUAUGACAACGCUAAAUUGGCCUGCAGAAGCAUGAAUGCCUACCUGGCUUCUCUCACCACCCAGAAGAAGGUGGAGUUCGUUCUUAAGCAGUUGCGUUUGAUGCAGUCAGCACAAUCGCUGUCCAAAACAACCUUGACCCCAUGGGUAGGGCUCCGGAAGAUCAAUGUGUCAUAUUGGUGCUGGGAAGACAUGUCCCCUUUUACAAAUAGCUUACUUCAGUGGCUGCCAUCAGAACCAAGUGAUGCUGGAUUCUGCGGAAUCUUGUCAGAGCCUAAUGCCAGGGGCUUGAAGGCUGCAACGUGUAUCAAUCCACUUAAUGGAAGUAUUUGUGAAAGGCCUGCCAACCACAGUGCCAAACAGUGUCGUACUCCCUGUGCCUUGAGGACAAUGUGUGGAGAGUGUACCAGUGGCAGCUCAGAGUGCAUGUGGUGUAGUAACAUGAAGCAAUGCGUGGAUUCAAAUGCUUAUGUGGCCUCUUUUCCAUUUGGCCAAUGUAUGGAGUGGUACACCAUGAGCAGCUGUCCCCCGGAAAAUUGUUCCGGUUAUUGUACUUGUGGUCACUGUUUGGACCAGCCUGGCUGUGGCUGGUGUACUGAUCCGAGCAACACCGGCAAGGGGACGUGUAUUGAAGGCUCCUUCAAAGGGCCAAUGAAGAUGCCAUCCCAGGCACCCGCAGGGAAUCACUAUCCACAGCCACGUCUUAAUUCUAGCAUGUGUCUGGAAGAGAACAGAUACAACUGGUCUUUCAUCCAAUGUCCAGCGUGCCAAUGUAAUGGACACAGUAAAUGUAUCAAUGAAAGCAUCUGUGAAAAGUGUGAGAAUCUGACAACUGGCAAACAUUGUGAGACAUGUAUAUCGGGCUUCUAUGGUGAUCCUACUAAUGGAGGAACAUGUCAACCUUGCAAGUGUAAUGGUCAUGCUUCCCUCUGUAAUACAAAUUCAGGCAAGUGUUUCUGUACCACCAAAGGAAUCAAAGGAGAUGAAUGCCAAUUAUGUGAAGUAGAAAAUCGUUACCAAGGAAAUCCUCUCAAAGGAACAUGUUACUAUACACUUCUUAUUGACUAUCAGUUCACCUUUAGUCUAUCCCAAGAGGAUGACCGUUAUUACACAGCUAUCAAUUUUGUGGCUACACCUGAAGAACAAAACAGGGACUUGGAUAUGUUUAUCAAUGCCUCAAAAAAUUUCAACCUCAACAUUACUUGGGCAACAAGUUUUACAGCUGGGACACAAGCUGGAGAAGAGAUGGCUGUCGUUUCAAAAACCAACAUUAAAGAGUACAAAGAUAGCUUCUCCAAUGAGAAAUUUGAUUUCCGCAGCCACCCAAAUAUCACUUUCUUUGUUUAUGUCAGCAAUUUUACCUGGCCCAUCAAAAUUCAGAUUGCAUUCUCUCAGCACAGCAACUUUAUGGACCUGGUACAGUUCUUUGUGACCUUUUUCAGUUGUUUCCUCUCUUUGCUGCUUGUGGCUGCUGUGGUUUGGAAGAUCAAGCAAAGCUGUUGGGCUUCAAGGCGGAGAGAGCAACUUCUUCGUGAGAUGCAGCAGAUGGCCAGUCGUCCCUUUGCCUCCAUCAAUGUUGCUUUGGAAACAGAUGAAGAGCCACCUGAUCUUAUUGGAGGAAGCAUAAAGGCUGUUCCCAAGCCCAUUGCAUUGGAGCCCUGUUUUGGUAACAGAGCAGCGGUCCUUUCAGUGUUUGUGAGACUGCCUCGAGGCCUGGGAGGAAUUCCCCCGCCAGGACAGUCAGGACUUGCUGUGGCCAGUGCACUGGUGGACAUUUCUCAGCAGAUGCCAAUUGCUUACAAAGAGAAAUCAGGAGCCAUGCGAAAUCGGAAACAGCAGCCACCUGCACAGCCUGGAACCUGCAUCUGAUGCUGGAGCAUGAGGACUGUCCCUGUAAGGGUUUUAACACACAAGAACA